Molecule: messenger RNA, 2113 nt
Organism: Hyalella azteca
Lineage: Eukaryota; Metazoa; Arthropoda; Malacostraca; Amphipoda; Hyalellidae
Gene: S2P
Product: membrane-bound transcription factor site-2 protease
Exons: 9
Coding region: 77-1942 (621 amino acids)
Biological process (GO): regulation of response to endoplasmic reticulum stress; membrane protein intracellular domain proteolysis
Cellular component (GO): membrane; cytoplasm
Molecular function (GO): metalloendopeptidase activity; protein binding
Source: RefSeq, a predicted model, not a curated record
UAGCAUGUUACUUAUAUUAGUAUUUUGCAUUUUCCAGUUGUAAUAAUUUUGUUUGCAGGUAUUGCAAAUUUGCACAAUGCAUAUAAUAACUGCUUUAGCUAUAGUAGCAUUUGUUCAUGUAACACUCUUUGUCACAGAUUAUAUAUUGAAGAGUUGCUUGUGUCUACCAUAUAUGGAAGUUGUCAACCACUUGGGGCUGGUCAUCAAACCUUUCCAACUUCGUGUGUCAACCCAUUGUUUUAAUAGACGUCUUGCCAAAUGGAGCUACAAUAAUCCUUAUUUCAUCAAAUUAUGGAUGAGCCUUGGAGUACUUGUGGUGUUGGCACUGAUUGUUCCCAGCAUUUUUCUCUUGGCAUACAAUGUUGUCCAUUGGCUUGCCACGAGUCCCUCACCAAGUGACAAACCUGGUAGCUCUGCUGAUGACACAUCUAAUAAGCCUCCCUUAUUGCAGCCUAUUGUUCCGGGGGUGAAUCUGUCUUCGGAUGAGCUGCCAACUUAUAUCAUCACGCUGCUUAUUUCCUCUGUAAUCCAUGAGGCUGGACAUGCUCUGGCUGCUGUCAAGGAAGGUGUUAACGUUGAUGGUGUGGGCCUCAUCGUUCUUUUUAUUCUACCUGGAGCAUUCGUGCUCCUGCCUUCUGAUGCAAUGAAAUCAUUACGGCCUUUUCCUAAGCUCAAGAUCCUAUGUGCUGGUGUUUGGAACAACAUAGCACUGGCAGGCGUGGCUCUAUUGCUCGCCCAUCUUCUUCCUGAGUUCUCAGUGCUGCUUUACUCGCGAGGCCGAGGCGCUGUUGUCACAAACAUCUUCGAGAAUUCUCCAGCUCGAGGACCUCGCGGUCUCUUCAUUGAAGAUAUCAUACAAGACGUGAACGGGUGCGCGGUGAAGGACUCACUGUCAUGGCACGAAUGCCUCUUGACAAACUUGAUGGAAACACAACGCGGCUUUUGUGUACCAGAUUCUGUUGUGUCACAAAUGGAUGAGACCAUUGAGCACGCUGCAGUGGGUGCUAGUGGUGCAGUCACAUGCUGCCGGAAACCUCGUGCAGAAUCUGUCGGCAGCGAUCAUCUCUGCUUUGAGCUUCUGACAGACGUGAGCGACGACGACGCGCAUCUGGUGCCCAUGCAUCCAUUUUCCUGCCUGCCUGCUCGGUCUGCUCUCUCCCGCAGCCCCGUGGUGUGCAAAGGCACAACCGAAUGCCCGACGGACCAUUACUGCUUAGCGCCGUCUGUGGGAGCCGAGGAGCGUCUCCUGCGUAUUGCCAGGACUCCCAUGAGCAAUGCAUGGAGAGUCCCUGCGGUUACGGAAGCGUCACAUGGACAACGCAAGCUAUCAGAUCAUCACGCCACUGCCGACCACGAUGGCAACGAGACUCUCAUAACGUCGGAGUUGAGACGUCAGUUACAGGAAGUUAAAGGCAAGAUAGCGCAAAAAAUUGACCCAUAUGUAAACACAAGGAGCCUAAAUAACGAGGAAUCGCAGGAUUCACCAUCUCUCGCAAAGGGAAAUGAUUAUGCCAAAUACGAUUAUUUGGUUGAAACCGAUGAUGGUCAUACAGAUGAUGUUGAGGCUCUACCCCUUUUCAACGACGUUCUUUAUUUAGGGUCACCUGCUUUGCUUUUCCAAACUGUUAAAGUAUCUGAUUAUUUGCCUAGGAACAAAUUUAUCUCUCUUGGUUGGAUUGAAGAGUUACAAGAAGUGUGCCUGUGUUUCGUAAAAUUCUCGGGUGCGUUAGCACUGAUGAACAUGGUGCCUUGCAUAGGCUUUGACGGUCAAUUCAUCGCCGACACAUUAGUUGAGUGGAGCUGUAUUGGGAGGUGUGAUCGCAAUGACGUCCGAAUCAUGAAGGCAGUAAUAACUGCCGUGGGCACAGCGCUCAUUGCAUUGAAUAUCCUAGUGGGUAUUUCUUCACUGAGUAUAACUGACGCACCGCCUCACACGUCUUGACGUAUCGCAACGACUACUUAAAAAUUGUUUUAGGACUCGUUAACAUAGCUCGUUUUUAUGUCAUUAAUCAUUGAUGAGUGGUAGAAGAGGAUUGAGUAAAUUCCAUUUUUAAGAUUUAACAGUUUCAUUUUUAGCGCAUUUUAUCAUUUAUGGAAAAAAUGCACUAUUGUG